Molecule: messenger RNA, 4086 nt
Organism: Plectropomus leopardus (leopard coralgrouper)
Lineage: Eukaryota; Metazoa; Chordata; Actinopteri; Perciformes; Serranidae
Product: structural maintenance of chromosomes 6
Biological process (GO): chromosome organization; double-strand break repair via homologous recombination
Cellular component (GO): nucleus; site of double-strand break; chromosome
Molecular function (GO): single-stranded DNA binding; ATP hydrolysis activity; damaged DNA binding
Source: RefSeq, a predicted model, not a curated record
GCGAAUUCGACAACCACUGGUCAUCCCUAUCAGCUGUGUUGUGUGCUGCUCCCUCAAGCUAGUUUCAUUUUCUCCCCAAAAUUCGAGUUGGUGCCCAAAAUGUCUAAAAGGAAAAGCAGCUCUGUAACUGACAACCCCAGCAAACGGGUCAGACCGCAGGCGGAGGAAGACGAGGAGGAUGAAAAUGAGCUUGAUAGCAGCCAAGAAGAUCCCCUACUCAAUAAACAGUUACAGUGUGCUGGUGAGGUGGUGAGUGACGCAGGGAUCGUGGAGAGCAUCACACUGAAGAACUUCAUGUGCCACUCUAACCUCGGCCCCUUCACUUUCGGCUCCAAUGUCAACUUUGUUGUUGGCAACAAUGGAAGUGGAAAGAGCGCCGUUCUGACAGCUCUCAUAGUCGCCCUAGGAGGGAACGCACAGGCCACAAACAGAGGAUCAUCUCUCAAGGGUUUUGUAAAGGAAGGGGAAAGCUCAGCAGACGUGUCGAUCACACUGCGUAACAAAGGAAGAGAUGCUUACAAAAAUGAGGUUUACGGCCCAGCCAUCACUGUAGACCUGAGAAUAACACGUGAUGGGUUGAGGACCUAUAAACUGAGGAGCAAAUCAGGUCAUGUUGUCUCAACUAAAAAGGAAGAGCUGUUGUCCAUCCUGGACAAUUUUAACAUACAGGUCAACAAUCCUGUAUCAGUUCUCACUCAGGAGAUGAGCAAAUACUUCCUACACUCUAAAGGAGAAGGAGACAAAUACAGGUUUUUUAUGAAAGCUACCCAACUGGAGCAGAUGAGAGAUGACUUCAUUUACAUCAAAACCACUAAGAAUUCCACAAUGGAUAAAGUUGAGCAACAUAGUGAAUGCUUGAAAGACUUGAAGCGGAAGUACCUGGAGAAAGAGGACCGUUACAAGAGUCUGGCAUCACUUGAUGAAAUGCAUGCCAAGCUGGAGGAGCUGCAGAGGCAAAUGGCUUGGGCUUUGGUGAGUGAGAUGGAGAAGGGGUUGGAGCCGAUGAAAGAGAAGCUGCAGUCAGACAAACACUCUACAGAGAAAUAUGAUGAGAAGGUGGAUGAAUGGAAGAAUAAGGUCGAGGAGGCUGAGAGGAAAUACAGGCAGAUCCAGGACCAGUUGGAGGGGAUCACACAGCAAGUCCACGAGCUCCAGCCCAAAUGUGCCGAGCUCAAAGCCGAGGCCCAGAGACAAAAUACCCGUCUCAAGUCAAGCGAGGUCACUGUCCACAGAUGCAAGGCUAACCUCAGAGACCUGGAAAAGGACAAGGUUCAGCUGUCCUUAAGGAUAAAAGAUCUGAAGCAGAGCAUUAGUCAGACAUCAGGAGCGGAGAGCCAGGCCAGGACAGAGCGUAUGGAGCAGAUCCGGGCUGAGCUGGAAAAUAUAACACACCAUAUCUCAACUCUGAACCAGCAGAUUGACCAAUAUGAACAUGUUUGCACCCGUCUUAAAGAAGAACAAGGAAGGAUGAGGAGAGAACGGGAAGUGCUCCAGAGGUCCAUUGAUGCCAACAGAAAGAACCUGCAGACUAUGGAGAGCAGUCGGUCCAAUCGCCUACGGCGUUUUGGAGAGCACAUGCCCGCACUCCUCAACGCCAUCCAGGAAGCUCACAGAAACGGCCAGUUGAAGCACAAACCUCGAGGACCUCUGGGUUACCUUAUUAGCCUGAGGGACUCUGAGCUGGCCCUGGCUGUGGAAGUGUGUCUCAAAAAUCUGCUGCAGGCCUUCACUUGUGAUAACCACGGGGAUGAGAGGGUGCUGCAAGGCCUAAUGGCCAGAGUGUUCACAUCUGGCCGUAGACCUGCUAUCAUUACCAGCCAGUUUCUCCCACAUGUCCAUGAUACAAGACCCAGGGCCGUGAAUCACCCCGAUUACCCCUCCGUGCUUCAAGCUCUAGAAAUUGAGGACCCGGUUGUGGCCAACUGCCUGAUUGACCAAAGGGGUAUAGAGAGCAUCCUUCUCAUUAAGAAUCGAACAGAGGCUCGGAGAGUGAUGCAUGGAAGAAACCCUCCUCAGAACUGUACCCAGGCUUUUUCCAAAGACGGUGAUCAGAUCCUUAAGCACGGCACUUACACAGCAGACCAGACCAGAGCCAACUACCUCUCAGGAGAUGUUGAGGAGGAGAUCAGACACUUGCAGAGGGAGAUAGAGAACCAGAGGGCUCAGGAAACUCGCUUCCAGCAACAGAUGAACAGGUUAGAUGAAGACCUCAAACAGAACGAAGGGCUGCGGAGAAGAAACCACGUAGAGCAGAAGACAGCCAAAGACAAGGCUACAAAGCUACAGCUGGAGCUGACAGACCUUCAGAAUACAGAAGAGCCUCAGUCAGAGGACCUCAGUCCCCUGGAGGAAGAACUGCAGGAGAUUGUUGCCAAGAUCUCGUCCAAGCGUGCCGAGUACGAGCAGGCGCGAACUCAGAUGGCUGAGCUGAAGGCCUCCUAUGAGAAGGCAGAGCAGGAGUACAAGCAGCACAAAGAGCAGAUCAAUGUGGUCGCUGAGGAGGCCGACUCAGUGAAGGAGGAGCUGAGUAAGAUCGACCAGGAGGUGAUGAAGUGCAAGCAUCACAAGAAACACUAUGACGAAAAACGCAGUGGCCAUCUUCGCAACAUACAGACCCUCGAAGCCAGUGUGGAGAGCAAAAAGCAGGAACUUCAGACUUCUGUAGCCAAGGCCACGGAAAUCUGUCCAGAGCGCCUGGAAGUACGACGGCCAGCCAGAAGUCUGGACAGUGAGAUCAGCCGUCUCAAGGUGAAGAUCUCGACCCAGCAGGAACAACAGGGAGACCGUGAGGAGGUUGUCAGGCAAUAUCACGAGGCUCUGGAGAGCUACAAGAACAUGGCACAGCAAAUGAAGCACCUCAACAGCUUCAUCAAAUGUCUCGAUAGUGUGAUGGCCCAAAGACUCCAGGCUUACGCUGAACUCAGGAGGUUUCUCUCAGCCCGCUGUAAAUACUACUUUGACAGCAUGUUGGCCCAGAGAGGCUACACUGGAAGUAUGACCUUUGACCACAAGAAUGAAACCCUCUCCAUCUCAGUGCAGCCAGGCCAGGGAAACAAGGCGGACUUGAGUGACAUGCGCUCUCUCUCUGGUGGCGAGCGCUCCUUCUCCACUGUUUGCUUUGUUCUCUCUCUUUGGGCCAUCACAGAGGCGCCUUUCCGCUGCCUUGACGAAUUUGAUGUUUACAUGGACAUGGUGAACAGGAGGAUAUCAAUGGACAUGAUGCUGAAGGUGGCUGCUGGUCAGCGCUACAGACAGUUCAUCUUCCUCACCCCACAGAGCAUGGGCUCUCUUCCUGUAAGUAAAAUCAUCCGCAUCCUCCGUCUCAAAGAUCCAGACCGUGGCAACAAUUCAAAAGGAGAUCAAGACGAGGAGGAGUAGUAUUUCUAGCUGGUCAUUUAACGUCAAAAGAGGUAACAAGACAACUAUCAGCCAGUGCUAAGACCCUCUAUUAUGCGGUUUAAUACUUAUUCCCGUCUUCUGGGGACAGUUGUUCUGUUAAAGAAGUGCAGACGCGUUAUUCUUUACUCAUCAAGUGCGUCUGUUUGAAGUUCUGGUAAGUCGGCAGGAUGUGCAUUUUUUUGUUGUAUAACACUGUAUAAGUAAUUUUUUAAAUAUAGUUGUACUGGGGAACAAUUAUUUUUAUAUCAUGUGCCAUAAACUGUUAAAUGGCUCAAAAACAGGCGUAUUGAAGGAAUUGAAGGAAUUGUAAAAAUAUUUAAUAUUCAUUAAAUCAAACAAAUUAAAAUACGAAUGCAGUAUCGGUGGUUUUUAAUAGAUGAAAGAAUAUUUAAGCCAGGACACUGUCAGGUUUCAAAGUCCACCAUUUGGAAUUUUGUGCGUUUUUCGUGUAUUUUGCCAACCUUUACAAACUCCCCCAAGACGGUUUAUCGGAUUUAUUUAGUACAUAAAGUUGAAUGCCCCUCCCGUAAGCCAAAAUACAAAACAUAAUUCCCUCCCCAGUGCUUAAAAAUGAUUUUUAGCACUUUCCCCAUCACACACCACCCUCUCCACUCUCAUAAAUUGAGAACAGUCCCUUAAGCUCCUACAUCUUGCUGUUUCCCUCAGCUCAUUAUUCACUGCAUAAAU